CGGGGCUCACUGCGCUAACCUUUCCUCUUCACUUCCAUGGGUUGUUAAACAGUUUAUAAAGAGAGCGGGAGAGAGUCAGAUCUUCAACAUUAAGUUAAUUCAGAGAUGGGUUGUGCGAAGUGGUUGGUGGGGUUCUGUCUUUUAAGCUUAAACUUCUUUUCUGGUUAUGGAAGUGUGGUUGAAGGAAGCGUUUUCAUUGAUGAGAAAACUGUCAUUGGAAGGAUUGAUGAUGAUUUCAUUUGUGCAACAAUGGACUGGUGGCCUCCGGAGAAAUGUGACUAUGGAACAUGCAGCUGGGGCAAAACUUCCAUGCUUAAUCUGGAUCUUAAUAACAAUAUAUUCUUGAAUGCAGUGAAAGCUUUUUCACCAUUGAAGAUUAGAUUGGGUGGCACUUUGCAAGAUAAGGUCAUAUAUGCUACUGAAGAUAGUAAACAGUCUUGUGUUUCGUUUGUCAAAAACACUUCAGAGUUGUUUGGUUUUACUCAAGGGUGUUUACCGAUGAAUAGAUGGGAUGAACUUAAUGAGUUUUUCAAGAAAGCUGGGGCUAAGAUUAUUUUUGGGCUAAAUGCUCUUGCCGGACGCUCUGUUCAUACUGAUGGUCCUUCUGAAGGAGCUUGGGACUCCACCAAUGCUGAAUCUCUGAUAAGUUAUACAGUUAAAAAGAACUAUAAUAUACAUGGUUGGGAGCUCGGGAAUGAAUUGAGUGGAACUGGAGUUGGAACAAGAGUUGCAGCAGCUCAAUAUGUUACUGACACAAUGGUUCUACAGAAUAUUGUGCAGAAAAUUUAUACGGGCGUGGAACCUAAGCCUCUGAUAAUUGCACCCGGAGGAUUCUAUGAUGAAAAAUGGUUUAAAGAAUAUAUAGAUAAAUCAAAAAAAUCUUUAGAUGUGGUCAGCCGUCACAUAUAUAAUCUUGGACCAGGAGUUGAUGAGCACCUUGUUGAAAAAAUUCUUGAUCCAUCCAUUCUUGAUAAUGAGGUCGCUACAUUUAGUGCAGUUAAAAACCUCAUCAAGAGUUCUGGAACUUCAGCUGUUGCUUGGGUUGGUGAGGCAGGAGGGGCUUACAACAGUGGCCAUAAUCUUGUUACCAAUGCCUUUGUGUUUAGCUUCUGGUAUUUGGAUCAACUCGGUAUGGCAUCAGUUCAUGAUACCAAAACAUACUGCAGACAGACAUUAAUUGGAGGAAAUUAUGGUUUACUCGACACUACAACCUUUGUACCCAACCCAGAUUACUACAGUGCUCUUCUUUGGCACCGAUUAAUGGGAAGAAAUGUUCUGUCAACAAGCUUUUCCGGAACCAAAAAAAUACGUGCAUAUGCUCAUUGUGCAAAACAAUCAAAGGGGAUCACAUUACUACUGAUUAACCUAGACAAUAGCACCACAGUUCAUGCCAAUGUUAUGUUUAACAAAACAUUGUCGAUGCGAUACCAACGAAAAUCUCAGAGCACAGAAAUUGUUCAGCUACCUCAGGCUUCUCCCGGUGGAAAUUCAAGGGAGGAAUACCAUCUUACAGCAAAGGAUGGAGAUUUACAUAGCCAAACAAUGCUACUUAAUGGAAAAGUUUUAAGUGUAAAUUCAGAAGGAGAUAUACCUCCAUUGUUGCCUUUAAUUGUAAAUUCAACAAAGGAAAUAGUGGUUGAUCCUUUGUCUAUUGUAUUUGUUCACAUGCCACAUGUUAUUCUCCCUGCUUGCAGCUGAGCAAGCAAUAGAUGGAACUGAAGUUGGUUCCAUUCAGUAAUUUGAUCAAAUAAGAUAGAAUGCAAUUAAAUCA
Molecule: messenger RNA, 1771 nt
Organism: Pistacia vera
Lineage: Eukaryota; Viridiplantae; Streptophyta; Magnoliopsida; Sapindales; Anacardiaceae
Product: heparanase-like protein 3
Exons: 9
Coding region: 106-1698 (530 amino acids)
Cellular component (GO): membrane; plant-type cell wall
Molecular function (GO): beta-glucuronidase activity
Source: RefSeq, a predicted model, not a curated record